Paramecium tetraurelia is the source of this 765-nucleotide messenger RNA. RefSeq lists its product as uncharacterized. The transcript has a single exon. The record is from RefSeq and is a predicted model, not a curated record. NCBI's taxonomy places the organism in Eukaryota, Ciliophora, Oligohymenophorea, Peniculida, Parameciidae.
AUGUCUCAGCACUCCCUCGAAGGCGAUUUCAAGGGCCCAAUUCCAUUCCUUCUGAGCAGUAGAAUAGGCCUAUAAGAUGGAGAUCUUCAACCUUAAAGUUCAAGUAGUUUGAAUGCCCAAUCCCCUCGGCUGUUCCUUAGUUCGUAGUCAAAUCUGCAUAAGAAAUUGAAUGUGCUAUCGGCCAGCAUUGAGAUUGAAUGCCCUGUCAAUGUGAAGCCGAAUUUUAUGAAGCUGAUUGUGGCGAAAAGCAUAUAAAAUAAUUUCAUAAAAAACCUAAUCAAUCGCUCGUACGUAAGAUAAUUACAUUAAUUGACAUAAUAUCAAAUAUCUCAAUUGGAUGAUCUCCAAUUCUCGAUUGAAAAAACGGAGGUAAACAAGAAUUAAUAGAUAUUUGGAUUCAUCAAUGUAUUUACACCGCAUAGCAAAUUCCUAAUAUUUUGGAAUCUAUUUUAAAUAAUCACGUAUUUGGUGAUUUUUUUCUGGCUGCCAUUCAAGAUCUCAUUUGAAAUUUAUCAUCUUAGUUAAUUAUAUACUGAAUAAGACAGUCUAACUGUUGAGAUUAUUUUGAUGGCCAUUUUGGCAUUGGACAUAGCAGUUGGGAUGAACAUUGCAUUCAUCGACAAAGGACAAUUGAUCAAGGACAGGCAAAAAGUAAUAUUGAAUUACUUUUAGAAGAAUGCAUUCGUCGACUUAGUAUAAAUUCAUAAAUUAUUUUCGUGGUGUCUUUUGGAACUGCAACAAUUUAGUUUUUUGUGCCCCAUUUGA